AUGACACCCUUACAUGUCGCAACCUUCGUGCACCAAGAUGUUGCGCUCAAUAUGGUGUCUUCGCUCAUCAUUGGCUCCGAAGCGGCUUCCGCAUACUGGACCUCUGUUCUCGGUUCCUCCGAAAUCGUCCAGAACGCCACGACUCCGGUGCCCAAUAAUUUCACUUUCUUCGCUCUCCAUGGCGACUCCAAUCAUCCCAUUCAACUCAUCCAACCACUAGCAGGCGACACUGUCGAUGAAACACUCUUCUGGCUACCAUCAUCUCGCACACUGAUCGCUGGAGAUACUGUUUACAGCAGUCAAGUUCACCUCUUUAUGGCUGACAUGCUCACGCCGGCCUUAACUGACUCUUGGAUAUCGACACUCGAUUUGCUGUUAGGCUUGAACCCUGAAAUUGUUAUUCCAGAUCACUCGCUUUCAAACGAAUCAUUCGACAGAACAGGGAAUCUUGAGUAUACUCGGGAGUACUUGGCGUUUUGGCAGUGUGAAGUAGAGUCGAAAGGACUGGACUACUAUACACCCCAGGAACUGUACACUCUCUUGGAUAAGCGGUUUCCCAGGAGGCUUGACGCCACUUCACAAUUCUUACGCAACGUAACUGCUGAGAAUUUUGCAAGAGGCGGGACUCGACUUGGACACUUCUUGGAUUUCACUGCAUAUAACAGUACGAAGGAACUAAACGGCUGGGAAUUAUAG
This is a messenger RNA of Colletotrichum truncatum, 696 nucleotides long. Its product is annotated as metallo-beta-lactamase domain protein. The record is from RefSeq and is a predicted model, not a curated record. NCBI's taxonomy places the organism in Eukaryota, Fungi, Ascomycota, Sordariomycetes, Glomerellales, Glomerellaceae.